UAUAUUGAAGAUGAAAAAAUCAAUAAUAAAGAAUCUAGCAAAAUCAAAUUGCAUAAAAAUUAAAACUAUUCGAUUUUUCACCUUGAAAAAGCUAUACAACACUGUGAAAAAUGUGACAAACCGAAUCGGUAACGCUGAACUGUUCCGCCAAGAUUACAGAUAAUUCUGAAAAUUUGGCAGAAUGAGUAUUAGGAAAAUCGAUUCGCUUUCCUCCGCCAGUGGCGGUAGCGCUGGCGAAGAUGAAAAGAACGCCCGGCAGCUGGGAAUCAUGCACCUGAGGAAACUGUUCGGGGAAUUUGCGCACUGUAAGGAUACCCUUGCAGAAAAGGAGAAGGAAUUUCGCAUAUACAAUAUGUUGCCUCUGUUCAUCAAAAUGUUCGAUACCUGCCAUCCGAAAGAGAUGAUGGAAAAAUUUCCGGAUGUGCAACAAUUUUGUUUACACGUAUCGAAAUUGAUGGUUACUGAGAUCAAAAGGCGAGGAUCCAACCAAAGUACAGAGGCUGCAUCUAAAAAAAUAGUGGAUUUCUUGGAAAUUGAUGAGAACGAAGAAACCAGUAAUGGUUGGAUGCUGCUAACAACAAUCAACAUUAUGUCAGCUGGCGAUAAAACUUUGAUACAGAUCAUGACGAAUGCUUCUAUACCAUCAACACUAGUAAAAUGUUUAUAUUUGUUUUUCGAUCUGCCGGAGCUUGGCGACGAGGACGAAAACAGCAAAAAGAGUAAAUUUACCAAUAGGGAAAGACGUAUCUUGUUGCAGAAACUAUUCGUACAGGUAUUAGUACGUUUGUGCUCACAUCCAUACCCGGCAGAUGAACUAGCUCGAAUGGACGAUUUAUCGCUGUUGUUUUCUGCCAUCACAUCUCAAUGCCCACCGUACAACGUUAUAUGGAGAAAAUCGGCAUCCGAAGUUCUGACAACCCUGUCACGUCAUGGGUUGACAAAUCAAGUAGUGGAUUACUUGCAUACUAAAGGAUGUAUGUCACUUUGCGUUGAUAAUAUGCAACGAUCUUCGCAACUACAGCCGCUGGAAGUUGUCGAGAUGGUAGUUUCUGUGUUCUGUUUUCUCAAGGAUUCCAGUGAAGUGUCCCAAAUAUUACUGGAUGAUUUCAAGUCAUGCCAAGGAUAUUUGUUUCUGGUAGACUUUCUUAUCAAGUUGGACCAAGAAGACCGGAAAUCUCAGGAUACAGAAGCUGCUAUAAGAAAUUUGGUUCUCAUGACCGCUUCCCUUUGUAUUUGUGGAUACAACGAGCUAAAAGUAACGUUCAACAACAACUCUCUAUUUCAAAUGCAGGGCUUCAAAAUGCCACAAGUAUCAUCACGAGGUACAUGUGUUCGCAAUCUACAUGCUUUUCAAGUGUUGCAAACGGUGUUCCUCAAGUCGGACAACACUACGCUUUGUUGUAUAAUCCUUGACGCAAUAUCCAGCGUGUACCACUCUGACAAUGUGAACUACUUCAUCUUAGAAUCUCAAAAUACGUUGUGUCAAUUUUCGGAAAUCAUCCAUCUGAAGACCAUUCCCGUCAGGGAACGCUUCUUCGGGCUGCUAGAGUUCAUUGUAUUCCAAUUGAACUUCGUACCGUGCAAGGAGUUGAUAUCAUUGUCCCUGCUGUUGAAGUCCAAUCAUUCCGUUGAGUGCAGUAUACUGUGUAUGAAAACGUUGCUGAAUCUGUUACGACAUAGUAACCUCUUCUGUGAUGUAUACCGCGAAGUUGGAAUUCUGGAGGUUUUCGUAAACUGCUUGAAGAAAUACAAAUCAUUAUUGGAGGAGACUCAGUUCGAUAAUAACUCAAACUCUACCAAAGAUAACAACUUAGUAUUAGGAGAAAUGAUUCUUGAAGCACUGAUUAUUUUGCUAAGUGGAAAUAACAGUAAUGCCACAGUAUUCAGAGAUAGCGGUGGCUCUAAAUGCAUACAUGAAAUGAUACGGUUUGAAUGCUGCAGUAAUACUGUUUUGAAAAUCAUUAAGGAAAUGAUCGUAAACUCAGGUGGCGACGAUGAUAUGCUUCGAUUGCUGGAAGCCAUGCAAGUGGCCCCGAUGAGCCAAAUUGGAUUGAAAAUCACAAUUCUUCGAUCACUUGUCACCUGCCUUCGCGACAGUCACCGAACACGAACCAUCUUCCGGAAGGUCAACGGGUUCAGCCACCUCAUCAAGACCAUUGAAUCCCUGAAAGAUAUUUUCACAGACAAGGCAGAUAAAAAUGAACACCAUACAUUUUUACAGUUGUUAUACGUGGUAUGCCAAGCGCUAACGACGGCAAUGCGCUUCGAGCCAGCCAAUGCCAAGUUUUUUCAACAAGAGUUGUGUACCACCACUUUCUGUAAUGCACUUCGGGCAUUGGGAUGCUUCAGCUCGGCUACGAUACUCAGAAAAGAAAUCCGGGCCCACUUCAAACCAUCUCAGGAAACGAACAAGAACUUCAGCCAGAUAUUUGCUCGUGAUUUGGGAGAACCAAGGUUUGAACAAUUUGCUACAUUACCUGGGCCUCUGUCGUUAUCUUUUGCAUGCAUAGUGUAUCGUAUUUUGUACAACAUUGCCUUGGACAAUUUCGAAGGCCCUAACUCGAUUAACAUUUCCACUAUUGCAAGUCUCUCUAAACUCUCACCCCGAAUUGACAAUAACGAUAAAGCAGGAAAUAUAAGUGAAGGAACAAUGUCUAUGCUCAAUUUGGCAAUGCCGACUUCGGAACCAACGAUUGUUCAUCCUGGGACAGUGCUGUGUAUGCUGCUUCUUCUUCCAUCAGUGGCUAAUAGUCAACAUGACGAACUUAGUGUGGCACUUGAGUUCUUUCUGGCAGAAGUGUUGAAAAGUCUCGUUCGAAGCGAACGUAACCAACAGAUACUAUGUGAAGUCGGUAUGGCUGGCGCCUUGCUGAAAGUAUGCAGAAUAGCUUUGUUGGAAGAGCAACAUAUACUGCAUUUGCCUUUGCAGUAUAUUUUCGAACGUUUGGCCGUUCAAGCUCUGCUCCCCAAAGAAUUUCGUGAGUUUCUUCGACUGGGCUUUCCAAUGGAGUGUACUAUUGAUAAAAAUGCAUCCGAUGUAGCAUCGAUACCAUUGACUCGCAUCAAGACCCUGGUAUCGAUGACAACGCCUAGAGACUUCCGAGCUCAUGGGUCAUAUACUUUACCACCGUUCGUUGAGAUGGACAUGAACUCCGAGGGAUUUGGAUGUAUAUUCCUUCCAAGCCUGUCACCACAAGCAACAACAGCUGCAGGUAACCUCGAAGUUGACGGACAGGCCAUAGGAGGCAUCGGAACUGGCGACAGGAACUUCCCCCCUUCUAGCGGGCUAAGCUUUUCGACUUGGUUUUGUGUAGAAAAGUUCAGCGAUUCUCGGGUAGACCCACAUGGAAUACGCUUGUUAACAAUUGUUCGCACUGUAAAUAAGCCUCGUGAGGAAAACUACAUUUGUCUAAGUAUUUUACUGUCGGCCAAGGACAAGGCCAUAAUUACUUCUACACAGGAAAUACUCAUGGAGCAAAAUGUUGCUGAAUGGGAACCUGAUUGUCUGGAAGACUACAGUGCCAGGGUAUGGUGCCCAGAUUUGCUGAUCGAAGGGCAGUGGCAUCAUUUGGUUGUAGUGUUGAAUAAAAGUGUAGGAAAAAGUACAAGCUUUUCGCUUUACAUUGACGGACACCACAUGCACACCCAAAAGAUUCAAUAUAUGUCACCGUAUCCCGGAAACCACUAUUCCAAUAGCUCAAAUCCUGCUUCAUCGGUAUUUGCCUACAUUGGAACUCCACCGAUUUGGAGACGCUACUCGAGACUCUGUUGGAAACAAGGCGUCUGUCAUCUUAUAGAAGAUGUGUUCAACAACACAACCGUGAACAAAAUCUAUGCUCUUGGCCCUCAUUACUUGGGGUCACUGCAAGCACCACAAACCGAAAAGAUCUUGGAUGACUCAAACAGCCCUAUAGUACCGGAGGAGCGCGUAAUAUUCGGAAUGAAUGCAAGGGCAGUAUCUAAUUUGACGUUAUCGAAAAUUCGGAAGGUCUACAGCCGGGUUGAUUGUAAAGCGAUUGCCAAGCAACUGGGAAUGAACUCGCACGACAACGCUACCCCGAUAAAGAUUUUGCACAACUCUGCUGGUCACCUGGCGGGACCAGCGCGUACUUUGGGAGGCGUUAUGAUCGGAUACCUAGGCAUCCGUUGUUUCAGUCCAAAUCCAGUAUCGGCAAUUAUAUACACCGUGGGAGGAUGCAGCGUGCUGCUCGGAAUAAUUGCAAUGUCACAGAACGUGGAGAGCCUGUACGCAGGAGUUAAGGCUUUGACUUGUGUGAUCAAAUCCAACAAAUCAACCCAGAAUGAAAUGGAUCGAAAACGAUAUUACCAAACUUUGGCAAUGAUAUUCAAAAGAAAGAAGCAUUUACUAAACUCGCACAUCCUACAUCUAACUUUCAACUUGGUUGGCACGGUCAACAGUGGCCAGGAAACUUCCGCGAUCCCGAACGUUAUGUCAUUCCAGGAUUUACUGUGUGAUUUCGAGAUCUGGCUUGGAGCACCGAAUGAUAUUUUGAAGUCAUUACUAGAGCAUCUCCUGGAGCUAAUAUCUGAGUCCAGCGAAAAACGAACAAACAUUCGCAUAAUGCGAGAUAUGCAGUGCAUAUCGAAGUUACUACACAUUGUCGAAGAUGUGCACGAUUAUAACACACGCGAGGUUCUCUACAAUUUAUUGGAAAUAUUGCUGGGACCACAGCCUCGUAUAUCCGAUUUGUUACUGUUUGGACAAAGUCUGAUUUAUCACAUUCCGCAGCCUGGCGACGACAAGGACAAAACUGUUAAUCUUGCUGAUUAUACCAAUGAUGGGAACACUGCAAUUCAUGAUCCCGACGUGUAUAGAAAUAACGCAACAAUCCGAAAGAUAGUCCUCCGCAACAAAGGAUUAUGCCUACUGCACAGUAUGCUCUUCACGGCCAAGAAUACGGUCAAUGCUGUGCUAUCAGAGGAGAUAUCGAAGAUCCUUGGCUUAGACUGGCUGAUGAUGUUCAUGCAGCCGCAUCUCAAUAGCACAACGGUUAUUUGGGCUAUGCGGAUUUUGGUUGUUCUGUGUGCAAACGAUACUAUCAUUGGGCGUUUUCGCGAGGGCACCAUGAACAGCGGGUACAUGAAAAACACUGAGGUAGUUUCGCAAAACAAAGAUAUGUUACUAUUAUCAGCAACUCAAAGCACAACCGCAUCGGCUAAUUUGAAAAAGCCUCAGGACUUAGUGGCGUCUACAUUGGCAAAACCUGGAGAUGAGGCCAAGUCGCAGUUCAUGAACUGCUCUGGUUUCACUUAUCUAGAGUGGCUGCUGCAGCACCACAUCAGCAUUCCCGAGAUAUAUUUUCUUUUGACAGCACUGAUAAUGGGGCAGCCUGUGAAACUCUUAGGUACCGAGCACGUCGAUGUAGAUCUAGACCGCAUCUGGACGUUUUUGUGGGGUGCUCCUGUUUCAGGAAUGCUAGGUGGUUCAUCUACAUCCAAGAUGUCACUCUGUCCAGAAGCAGUAUGCAUACUAUUGAACAUCAUCAGGAAAAUUGUACAUACAACAAAUAACGCCGAGUGGCUUCAUAAUCAUCCCAAUACGCUAGUACAGGUGCUUUUCUCAUUGUAUAACAACCUGCCAGAUUUCAUGCCCGUCGUUAUGUCGGCGGAAGUGAUCACGUCGUUGAUUGGCGUUAUGUUCCCCUAUCGAAUCAAGUCAUCAGGCUCGGAAACGAAUAGCAUUUCAACGCCUUCCGGAGAAUUGGUGUCCUAUCAAGAGUUGGAAAAACGUUUUGCAGAAAAAGAAGGCCAAAAGUUGACUGAACAUCCGGUACGCAUGUUUGUUAUUGAUUUCCUUCGCGUGAUUGCUGUAGAUUCUUUGAGUUUGGCAUACAGCGGAAAGUGCACUCCAGUCGUCGAUUGUAUUCUGGAUGCCCAUCCCGAAAAUGGUUCAUUUGAUGCAAGAUGUGAGUUUCUGACGGAAAUCAUAACUACUCUAAUGGAUCACUUGCUGGCCGCUGACAUUUUGGUUGGAGAACAAGCCGCUCUUCCAAUUGUCCCACUACUACAGAGUCAUGUACAAAAUAUAGCACCGAAUGUGUUUUAUCUUACUGCUAGAAUUGUCGACAAGUUAUGGCAAGGAAGCAUAAACAAAGAUCCACACGAAAUUUUCGAAUUCAUCAUUAAGUUGAUAACACAGGCCAGAAGACGGUCAAGUGCUAUAACGUUGGACAAUCUAUAUCAUUCAUUAAAUCGCUGUAUCUUGUAUCUUCUCUCACGUCCUACUGACACUGUUCCGGAUCAGAUGAUGGUCAUGGAAGCACUUCAUAAAUUGACCACAAACAGACUAAUGAUAUUCGGCGCAGGAAAUCAUGAACCAGAGUUUAUUGGAUGCCUAACGUUCUGUCUAAUGCAACUAACUGCUAAGGAACGAAUUUUGCUAGAUGUUAAAGACUCGAAAGAUGCAGAUCGCACAACAACUUGGCACAUAAAUUCCGUCAAUGACACAAAGAACGUUGGAGAAGAUUCACUUAAUCAUCACCAAGGCACAAAUUUAAUAGGAAAUGCCGCAUCUCGGGUCUGGGAAGAGCUUUACGUAUGUAAGAAACCAGCCAUUGAAGAAGUGUUCAAAAUUAGCCUGACUCCACCAAUGAGUAAUAGAAAAGCGCCCGACAUGACCAUUACAAGGGAACAGAUUCUGGAUGCGGCUACCAAACUCUGGUUAAGCUACGUCGAUGGAGAAAAGCGUGCUCAAGAUCGAAUACCCUGGGAAUUGCAUAAUAACAUACAAUCCAAAAUCCAAAAAGUCACGGGGAAUCUCACCCGGCUUGCUAGCCGCACAAAGGUUAAAAAGGAUGAACAAAACAAGGGCAAAUCGGAAAUUGAUACGGAAACCAUGUACCAACUGAAUCUAGUCAAUUUAUGCCAGGUUAAAGAUUUCUGGGAGCUGCGAUGUUCCCAGCAUAACCACAUGGCACAACAUACUCAACGGUACGUGUAUCAGGAGUGGCUUCAAUCGGAAGCCGAACUCUUCAGGGAGAGGGGGCUAUGGGGUCCAAAGGGAACCAUAAGCUACACAAAAUGGAUACUGGACACCACCGAAGGACCCCAUCGCAUGCGAAAGAAGAUGAUGAAAAAUGAUCUCUUUUAUGUUCACUAUCCAUACCGGCCCGAGCUGGAGUUAUCCGAUCAAGCAAGUCGUCAAUUGAAGUAUAAAGUGGCUUCCAGUUUGGACAGCAAAAAGUAUUACAACAGUAUUCAACUGAUUCCCAAGGUUCAGUCUCUUCAAAUGGAACAGGAAUCUGGCGCAAAAAAUACACUAGCGCAAUCUUCAAGCAUAGUCAAUUCUAGUCGAUCGAAUUUAGAGAGCAAGACUAAUGACAACGAUCAAAACUAUGAUGUAGAAGAUGACGACGAGGAAUUAUCAGCAACACCAGACAAUCAAACGCUUCUACGUUUGCUCGAGGAAAAAGAAAAGAUAUCUCACAUAUUCCGAUGUGCAAGGAUACAAGGUUUGGACACUUUCGAAGGUUUGCUUCUGUUUGGCAGAGAGCACUGUUACGUUAUCGAUGGGUUUACUCUGAUGAAAAACCGGGAGAUCCGUGAUAUUGAUUCAGUGCCGUCCGGAAGCUACGAACCCAUUCUUCCAAAUCCAGGAAAUACAAGAAUCUCUCAUGAACUUAGACAGAACUCCAAAUUUGCGUAUGAAGAAAUACGAGAAGUUCACAAGCGGAGAUAUCUGCUACAACCGAUCGCAUUGGAAGUGUUUUCCGGAGAUGGUAGGAAUUUCUUGCUGAGUUUCCCCAGGAAAGUAAGAAACAAGGUUUACCAAAGGCUGAUGUCUGUUGCAACGUCUAUCGCUGAUAACGCACAACAAUCAGUGGCGGGCCAGAGCAGGUCGGCGAAUGUGGAGCAAUCCUCCGGUAUAUUUAGCAGUUUGAUCGGAGAAACGUCCGUAACCCAACGUUGGGUGCGAGGAGAAAUCUCGAACUUCCAGUAUUUGAUGCAUUUGAACACUUUGGCAGGGCGAUCGUAUAACGAUUUGAUGCAGUAUCCCGUGUUUCCGUGGAUUUUAGCGGACUAUGAUUCUGAAAGACUGGACCUGAGCAACCCUAAAUCUUUUCGUGACUUUUCCAAGCCGAUGGGUGCUCAAUCGAAAGAUCGUUUGGAACAAUUUGAGAAACGCUACAAAGAAUGGGACGAUCCACAUGGUGAGACUCCACCAUACUUCUAUGGAACGCACUACAGUUCGGCGAUGAUCGUUUGCUCGUAUUUGGUGCGUCUGGAACCAUUCACGCAGCAUUUUCUGCGCCUACAAGGAGGGCAUUUCGAUCUGGCUGAUCGCAUGUUCCACAGUAUUAAAGAGGCAUGGCACUCGGCUUCCAAACAUAACAUGGCUGACGUAAAAGAGCUUAUACCGGAGUUCUUCUAUCUUCCGGAAUUUCUAAUCAACGAUAAUAACUUCGAUUUCGGGAUGAAACAGAAUGGGGAUAUACUGAACCACAUUGUUUUACCUCCGUGGGCAAAAGACGAUCCCAGAGAGUUCAUUAGGAUACAUCGUGAAGCUCUGGAAAGUGAUUACGUAAGCCGUCACCUGCAUCUGUGGAUUGAUUUGAUAUUUGGACAUAGGCAACGCGGCCAUGCUGCAGUAGAAGCUUGCAAUGUAUUCCAUCAUCUAUUCUACGAAGGCAACGUAGAUAUCUAUAACAUUGAGGACCCACUGAAGAAGAACGCUACCAUUGGAUUCAUCAACAAUUUUGGACAAAUUCCAAAGCAAUUGUUCCGGAAAGCUCAUCCAGCGAAAAGGGCACAGCCUUCGAAGAACACCAUGAUAGAUUCCAGCCUGGUGCUGCAACAAUCCGUAAGCUAUACGGAUAAACUGUUUUUCCACAAUCUUGAAAACUUGAAGCCAAGCUCUCAACCAAUCAAAGAAGUAAAAGGCCCAGUGGGACACAUAAUACAAAUGGAAAAGCUAGUGCUGGCAGUUGAGCAGAACAAAAUCCUGAUGCCUCCGAGUUACAAUCGCUAUAUUGCAUGGGGUUACGCAGAUCAUUCCAUUCGUGUCGGCAUUUAUGAUUCAGAUCGUGCACUGUUCGUCUGCGAAAACGUAGCUCCGGACUCUGGCGAAAUUCUCGCAUGUGUUUGCCCAAAUGCUAAAACAAUAAUCAUGGCAGGCACUAAUUCUAUUCUAACGGUCUGUGAUAUAGAUUUUAAGCAUAAACAAUUAUAUGUGAAACAUACGCUACAUGGGCAUACGGACGCGGUAACAUCGUUGGCGGCAAGCACGGCGUACAACAUCAUCGUUUCAGGAUCGAAGGAUAAAUCGGCUAUCAUCUGGGACAUGUCUAGGUAUAAAUAUGUACGCCAGCUAUUGAAUCAUGUCGGGGUGGUGGCUGCUGUGAGCAUCAAUGAAUUGACGGGCGACAUUGCAACAUGUUCGGCCACAUGGUUGUACGUGUGGUCCAUCAACGGAGACUGCCUAGCCAAGGUGAACACGAGUAUCGGCUGUGCCGAUCGGAUGCAGCAAAUUUUGUGCGUAACAUUUUCACACAAGAACGAGUGGGAUAAUGACAAUGUGAUCAUAACGGGUUCAACGGAUGGAGUAGUUAGGAUGUGGUCAUUGGAUCAUGUUCAAAUACCAACGGAACGACAAAGUUGCAGUGACAGUCAUCUAUAUGAGGACGAGUUUGGCGAUAACCGAGGAUCGGAUGGAGAAUGUUUCACUUUUCCAGAUUUAGGCGCUGUCGUUAGAUCAUCCUCCACUAGUAGCAUAUAUGAACAGUACACAUUACAUGACAGUAGUCAAGCAUCUAUGAGCAACACAGAGGACUCGCACAAAACAUCUAUACAAUCAUCCAGCAAAAUUACUGCGAAUGUUAAGGCCAUCUCCAUUGAUCGCCAUUUAGAUAAGUUCGACGUCAACGGGCAAUUUCUUACCAAAGAGGACUCGCAGAAGCCGAGGAAAGCUCUCCGGUGGCAUCGUCAAUUGAUAUUCCGUACCAAGCUUAGCAUGCACACCGCUUAUGAUCUGAAGGACAACGUCGAACCAGCCAGUAUUACAUCGUUGGCCAUAUCCAACGACCAUCGGACGGUUUUCGUGGGUGAUGCGAGAGGCAGGAUUUUCUCUUGGAGUGUUGCUGAUCAACCCGGUAAAGUGGUAUCGGACAACUGGAUGAAACAGGGAACUAGUGAUCGCUGUAAUGGAUGUCACGUCCGCUUCAGUCGUUACGAACGGAAGAACGUAUGCCGCAACUGUGGACAUGAAUUUUGCGGGAAGUGCUGUCAUCUGGACUCAACCAUAUUCCAGCUGAGAAUCCGUAUGCCUGUUCGCAUCUGUAAAGUAUGCCAUAGUCGUCUACAGGAAACCAAUGAUUCAUAGACAUCAAAGUAGAAAAAAAAACUGUUCAGUAUUCGAUACAUUAUUACUGGGGCCGUAGAAUGAGUAAUUGUUGUGUUUGAUCGUUGAUUUCUUAACCGUAUAUAGUUCAAAGUGAUCAUGAGCGUAGUGCAAUAAAAUGUUAACUAGUAUAAAGGGCAAAACACAGAACAAUAAAUAAAUGUAUAUAAUUACAUAUGACACGUAA
This is a messenger RNA of Aedes albopictus (Asian tiger mosquito), 10544 nucleotides long. It is a transcript of the gene bchs, whose product is annotated as WD repeat and FYVE domain-containing protein 3. The record is from RefSeq and is a predicted model, not a curated record. Bases 182 to 10339 code for a protein of 3385 amino acids. NCBI's taxonomy places the organism in Eukaryota, Metazoa, Arthropoda, Insecta, Diptera, Culicidae. The transcript has 32 exons. Gene Ontology annotation, molecular function: protein binding; metal ion binding.